CUGCUACACAACAGCUGCCUACUGUGGACAAGCUAAUCUAACGGUGGUGUACCCGUUGGCACCUUACCGAUCGUCCCAUACAACGCGCCUAUCACCCAGAAUCACGUUGAACACCAAGGCCGGCGACACUUGCGAGAGACCCAGUCAGCGAAAUCAUCCUAUGGGCAAUUCCAUCCGCUACGCAACGUCGUCGUUCAAGAUGACAUUGACAUGCGCCUUUUGUUGGAAGACCCCUUCUUUCUCCUAGCAAGUCUGCUCACUACUGUGGCCUUGUCGUUUGUCCAACUCUUGAAUUACCUCUCAGAAAACAUUGCCGAAUAUCGCACCAUCAACACCGAACUACUCAACGUAAAGCUAGAACGCCUGCGACAUUCUGUAUCCAUCCAUCGGAUCGAGCUAUCGCUCACAGAAAACCUACAUUGGAUCCAACAAGGCUGCUGUGUCGAGUGGCCCAAGGCAGCUUCCGCAGAAACGUCAUCGCGCAAGGCGCUGCUACAGCGGAAACUUCACGAAGACCACGAGCAUUUGCUGCAGAGAUGCUCGAUCAUGCGACGCGACUGCGAGUCAGCUGCCUCGCUUCUCCUAAGCUACUCCCAGCUCAUGUGUGCCGAGCAGGGGAUUUCGCAAGCUGACGAAGUCCAUCGUCUUACAAAAUUGGCAUAUUUCUUUGUUCCCUUGGGGUUUGUCACGUCGGCAUUCGGUAUGAAUAUCAAGGAGCUCCAGAAAUUUCCCUCAUUGUGCGUGUUUGCUAUUGCUGCGGUAAGCAUCUCGUCGGUAAGCUUUGCAGCAAUGUACUGGUCCUCGUUGGGUACGAAGAAAAAAAUAGAUUCCCGAAGUUAAAGACUCCACACUACGUAGAAUUGUUAGGUUUUCCAGGAACUUGAUGUAAGGAAGACAGGUGCAGGUGUAU
This is a messenger RNA of Mytilinidion resinicola, 910 nucleotides long. RefSeq lists its product as uncharacterized. The transcript has a single exon. The record is from RefSeq and is a predicted model, not a curated record. Gene Ontology annotation, molecular function: metal ion transmembrane transporter activity. Gene Ontology annotation, cellular component: membrane. Bases 211 to 840 code for a protein of 209 amino acids. NCBI's taxonomy places the organism in Eukaryota, Fungi, Ascomycota, Dothideomycetes, Mytilinidiales, Mytilinidiaceae. Gene Ontology annotation, biological process: transmembrane transport; metal ion transport.